This is a messenger RNA of Rhipicephalus sanguineus (brown dog tick), 588 nucleotides long. Its product is annotated as sulfotransferase 1C2-like. Gene Ontology annotation, cellular component: cytoplasm. Gene Ontology annotation, biological process: sulfation. The record is from RefSeq and is a predicted model, not a curated record. NCBI's taxonomy places the organism in Eukaryota, Metazoa, Arthropoda, Arachnida, Ixodida, Ixodidae. The transcript has a single exon. The coding region runs from base 1 to 588 and encodes 195 amino acids. Gene Ontology annotation, molecular function: sulfotransferase activity.
AUGGUGACAAACCUGAGCAUGUAUGCGUACGAGGAUGCCACGUUUGAAGAGUUCGUUGACGUUUUCGUCGGCGGGAACUUUGGAUACGGCGACUACUUCGAGCACGUGGCAUCUGCUUACAAUCUCAGGGAGGAGCCUAACGUGCUCUUUGUGACUUACGAAGAAAUGACGAAGAAUACCAGGGAAGUUCUGCUGAGAGUAGCACGAUUUCUGGGAAAACACUAUGGUCGUGCUUUAGCUGAAGAUGAAUCACUCGUUAAUAAUGUGCUGGACAGAUCCAACGCAGAGUACAUGCGCGACGUAGUUGUCAUCGACUUUCGUGAAACGCCAUUGGCCAAUAGCAAGCAGAGUUCUGAAGUAAGGCGCACCACUUGCAAGAAAGACGACGGGGGAGGCGAGACUAGGUACAGCCUAGUGAGAACCGCGAAAGUUGGAGAAUGGAAGGAGUACUUCACGCCAGCUUUGCUGAAACGGAUGGAGGAGAGGAUACGCGAGGCCGAGAAGAAAACGUCUUUCAUGGAUCUAUGGAAGGACAUCCGGACCGAAGCCAUGAAUUCUAUUGGAAGCUUUUUUGACGAUUUUGUUUGA